UCAUCUUCAUCUCACUCUUCUAUAGUCCAACCCUCCACUAAGCUCGUUCCUCCUCCCUCUUUCAGCCCUCAAUUUUGGCCCACAUAGCUUGAGCUUCUGUUUAUUUUCUAAGCAGCUUUUUGCAAAAAGUGGUUCCUUUGGACCUCCGAUGGCCACGGUCGAGGUUGUGUCAGCACAAGCUGCUCUUGUGGAGGACAAGCCUGAAGAGCUGAUCAAGACUCAUGUCCAUCAAGAGGAAGCGGAGGUGGCUGCACCAAAAGAAGACCCCAAGAAAGAAGAAGAUCAAGAAGAGCCAGCCGAGACCGAGACCGUGACCGUAACCGAGAGUCCCGAGGCCAAACAACAAGAUGGUGUCCUCAAAACAACUGAAGGAAAGCAGACCGAAUCGAAAGAAGAAAAAGAAGUCGAGGCGCCAAAGGAGACCUCCAAGGUGGCACCGGAGCCGGCAGAGAACGAGGAGGAAGGAGCAGCAGAAGCCGACCCGAAAUCAGCGGAACCCGAGGCAGUCGUGGCCGGCAAGGCGGAGACUGAAGAGACGGCCGUGGCCGAACCGGACCCGGACUCCGCCGUGGAGGCUCCGAAAGAGGAUGAUGUCAAAGGGGAAGUAGAGGAGGGAGAGAAGGGAGCUACUGCAGAAGAAGUUGAAGAGAAGAAGACUACAGAGGAGUGAUGUGUCUCUGGAAGUCAGUCAGCAAGUGAGUGAGGGAGUGAGCAAGUUCUUGUCUGUGUAUGAAGUGUUGGGUUGCUGGGGGGGUUUGUUUCAGUGACUUGGUCCUAGGAUCUAAUAAAGCAAAUUUACUGGUUCAACGAUGUUUCUGUUAUUGUAAGAAUUCUAUCUAGUAUCUCUUUGUGGAUUGGCCGUGUCACUUGGCAGAUCCCAAGAGGAGUUCAUGAUUCCUGGUCUUGGGAUUUUGCUCUUUGGCCUUUUACAUAAAGAAUAAAUGCAACUUCUAUCGAGUCUG
Molecule: messenger RNA, 962 nt
Organism: Rhodamnia argentea
Lineage: Eukaryota; Viridiplantae; Streptophyta; Magnoliopsida; Myrtales; Myrtaceae
Product: cilia- and flagella-associated protein 251-like
Exons: 2
Coding region: 149-670 (173 amino acids)
Source: RefSeq, a predicted model, not a curated record